AUGCCGAACCCGCAGGUAUUUUUCGACAUGACCGUUGGCGGUGCCCCCGCUGGCCGCAUCACGUUCGAGCUGUUCGCCGACAAGGUGCCUAAGACGGCUGAGAACUUCCGCGCUCUGUGCACGGGCGAGAAGGGCGUGGGACGCUCGGGCAAGCCGCUGCACUACAAGGGCAGCGCCUUCCACCGUGUUAUCCCGAACUUCAUGUGCCAGGGCGGUGACUUCACCCGCGGCAACGGCACGGGCGGUGAGUCCAUCUACGGCGAGAAGUUCCCGGAUGAGAACUUCCUCCUCAAGCACAAGGGCGAGGGCAUCCUGUCCAUGGCCAACGCCGGCCCCAACACGAACGGCUCGCAGUUCUUCAUCUGCACGGUCGAGACCUCGUGGCUGGACGGCAAGCACGUCGUUUUCGGCCGCGUCGUGGAAGGCAUGGACGUGGUCAAGGCCAUCGAGUCUGUGGGCUCGCAAUCGGGCCAGACCAAGAAGCCCGUGGUCGUUGCCAACUGUGGCGAGCUGUAA
Molecule: messenger RNA, 516 nt
Organism: Phytophthora nicotianae INRA-310
Lineage: Eukaryota; Oomycota; Peronosporomycetes; Peronosporales; Peronosporaceae
Product: peptidyl-prolyl cis-trans isomerase
Exons: 1
Coding region: 1-516 (171 amino acids)
Biological process (GO): protein folding; protein peptidyl-prolyl isomerization
Molecular function (GO): peptidyl-prolyl cis-trans isomerase activity
Source: RefSeq, a predicted model, not a curated record